AUGAAGGUAGCUUGCCCAAGACGAGGAGACAUGAAGGUAGCUUGCCCAAGACGAGGAGACAUGAAGGUAGCUUGCCCAAGACGAGGAGACAUGAAGGUAGCUUGCCCAAGACGAGGAGACAUGAAGGUAGCUUGCCCAAGACGAGGAGACAUGAAGGCUGAAGAUUAUGAACAGACUCUGAGUUCUGGCAACAUGAGCAGCACAAGUGAUAUAGUGCAGAGAAUCAACGCCAUGCUGGAAAAUACCCUCGACAUCACAAAUCUUGGUGCUAUCAACAAUGAUCAGGCUAAACAGCAUGCAGCAAUGAACCAGGUACCUCACCUGAUACAAGGGCCCCACAGCCAACAGGGACUCAACAUACAGGGACCCACAACAACUGGUUACCAUGACAACCAGUUCACAAGCAAUCAUUCUGCACCAUACCCAGGAUACCAGCUGUUUUACCAAAGUACCAGUGCCAAUCAGUACCAGCCCCUGUCGUCCCACUACAGCAGUGAACACACAUAUCAGUCGUACUUGCCACAAGCACAGGAGAUCUACAACUCUCAACCCCAUCCGUUCAGUAAACACCCCUCUGACACUACGAGUAGCUAUAAGUUGGACCAGCCCACUAAACAGAGCAGAACUGAAACUCCACAGAAACACACACGGGCAAUUAGAGGAUCUCCAGGGUAUAGUGACUAUGACUCGAGUACUGGAUCUCCGGCCACUCCAACAACCCCCCUUAAUGAGACCCUCUCCCCGAUGGAACAGAUAUUCGGCCUCAUGUCCAGGGACAAUCGAGGCCAGGCAGCGUCUUCACGCAGCAAUUCUCCAUACGACUCAGACACCAGUGGAUUCAGCAGUGAGGGAUCUGAGGCUGCUCUCCUUGAUAUGAUGAACUCCCUAAAAAUUGGCAACAGAGAGGCAAAAUCUCCAGUGAAUGAUCUGUCCAAGCAGCUGUAUCAUGCCCAGCAGCAGCAACAACAACACCAACAACAGGUAAUACAGCAACACCAGCACCAGUUGACUCAGCAGCAGCAACAACAACAGCAGCAGCAACAACAGCAGCAGCAGUUGUUCCAGCAGUACCAACAGGCCUCAGCCCAGUUACAGAUUUACCAACCCCAAAAACAGACAACAAACAGUGCCCUCGCUCUACCUGCCUCUGAUGCCACAGUAAUUGGAAACCGGAUUUCUGGACAAAUCAUGCGUCCAUAUGUGAUUGCUAACUUGGACCCGUAUGCCAUAGACAGGGCGGCUAGGCUGCAUAGAAGUGCUGCUGCAAUGAGCGAGGCGAGUUGUACAUGGUCUGGUAAAAUCCCACCCAAGAACUACAGAAGCCCGGCAUCCUUCUCGUGUAAGGUGUUUCUCGGUGGUGUACCCUGGGAUAUCACUGAAGCCGGACUCCAGCAAGCCUUCAACAAGUUUGGCAGUUUCAAGAUUGAGUGGCCAGGCAGGGACGGCUAUGUGUACCUUCUGUUUGAGUCGGAAAAGGCUGUGAAAAUGCUGCUUCAGGAAUGCACCCAUGACUACAGUACGGGAGAAUACUACUACAAUAUCUCCAGCAGAAGGAUGAGAUCUAAGGAGGUUCAAGUCAUCCCCUGGAUGUUGUCAGAUAGCAACUUUGUGCGUCAACCGUCCCAGCGCCUGGAUGCAAACAAGACCGUGUUUGUGGGGGCGUUACAUGGGAUGAUCUCCGCGGAAAUCCUCUCCAAUAUCAUGAAUGAUCUGUUCGGAAAUGUGGUCUAUUCUGGCAUUGACUGUGAUAAACACAAGUAUCCCAUCGGCAGUGGCAGAGUUACGUUUAGCAGUAGAAGGAGCUAUAUGAAGGCUGUACAGGCUGCCUUUGUGGAGAUUAAGACACCAAAGUUCACUAAGAAGAUCCAGAUAGAUCCUUACCUUGAGGACAGUAUCUGCACUGUGUGCGGCCUCCAGCCUGGGCCUUACUUUUGCAGAGAUCUUCUGUGUUUCAAGUACUUCUGUCGCCCGUGCUGGUACUGGAAGCAUGAUGCAGACUCCAUGCGAUCUCACAAACCCCUGAGCAGAAACACAAAGGUUCAGGCGAACCUGGGCUUACUGUAGGAUAACAGACAGUUUAACAGACAGACAGUGCUUUGGCUGUCGCUGAGUUGAAAACAGCUGACUUUGCCAGCUCUGUUCAUCAUGAAAGCGACUGAUUAAGGACUUUGAAAGAG
Messenger RNA from Mya arenaria, 2177 nucleotides. RefSeq names its product cytoplasmic polyadenylation element-binding protein-like. Gene Ontology annotation, biological process: negative regulation of cytoplasmic translation. The transcript has 17 exons. The record is from RefSeq and is a predicted model, not a curated record. The coding region runs from base 1 to 2064 and encodes 687 amino acids. Gene Ontology annotation, cellular component: neuron projection; cytoplasm; nucleus. NCBI's taxonomy places the organism in Eukaryota, Metazoa, Mollusca, Bivalvia, Myida, Myidae. Gene Ontology annotation, molecular function: mRNA 3'-UTR binding; mRNA regulatory element binding translation repressor activity; ribosome binding.